GGAGGAGUGCUGUAUGCCCGGUCUGUCAUACUGUGUAGCCUACUAUCUCGACUUAUCACGGGGACUUUUGCCAAACAAUGAAUUUCUAUCAGAGAAAAUAGUAAGUAGUUAAGAUAAAUAAAAAUAAAAAACAAGGAAAAAGACAACCGGGAACAUUGAGUCGUCGCGACAGAAAAUUACGCAGGAUGGGCGAGCGGGCGGACACUGCUUUUAAAACCACUGGAUCCAAGUGGCUGCUGCCUGUCAGUGAAUACUUGGGCUUUCCCCUUGAUCAGGUGAAUUUUAUGGUGUGCCAGCUGUUUGCCCUGGCUGCUGCCUUCUGGUUUCGUCUCUACCUCAGUCCUAGCCAUGCCAAUCCAUUGGUCAGGCACGCUGUGGCCACUCUCCUUGGCAUUGCUUUUCUCAUCUUCUGCUUUGGAUGGUACUCAGCUCACAUCCUGACAGUGGUGGUAGCAAGCUACUUGAUCAUCAACAAAGCUGACAUCAACAAUGUACACAGGUAUUCCAUGGUGAUGGCUAUGGGCUACUUGACACUGUGCCAAGUGAGCAGAAUCUUUAUCUAUAACUAUGGAGUUCUGUCCACUGACUUCUCUGGGCCUCUGAUGAUAGUAACCCAGAAGAUAACCACACUGGCUUUCCAGCUCCACGAUGGUAUGUGUAAGAAAGCUGAACAACUGACCCCAGAGCAGAAGCCUCUGGCUAUAAAUGUAAGGCCUUCUCUCAUCGAGUACCUGAGCUACAAUCUGAACUUCCUGAGUGUAUUGGUGGGACCAUGCAGUAACUAUAAGGAAUACAUAGACUUCAUCGAGGGCAGACACAUCAGCAUAAGGCUUAGGCAGCACUCUGCAAUGUGUAAUGGGCAGAACGGUUAUGAUAAGACACCGGAGCCAUCACCUCUAAACGCUGUCUGUCGAAAAUUGCUGGUCUGCAGCGGAUGUAUGCUGUUCUUCCUCACAGUGACUCGGUCCUUGCCAAUAAAGUACAACGUGGACCCCCACUUUGUCAGCCAAGCCCCCUUCCUCACAAGGCUCACCUACGCUUUCUUCUCCAUUCAAGCAGCAAGGCCCAAAUUCUACUUCGCCUGGACACUGGCUGAUGCAGUCAACAACGCUGCAGGUUAUGGUUUCUUGGGGAUGGAUGAAAAUGGACAGCCAUCUUGGGACCUCAUGUGCAACCUCAACAUCUUGGGGAUUGAGACCGCCACUAGCUUUAAGACAUUCAUAGACAACUGGAAUAUUCGAACAGGAAUUUGGCUCAAAACGGUGUGUUAUGACCGAGCCCCCAAACACAGGUUGGCGUUGACCUUUAUCCUGUCUGCCCUGUGGCACGGUGUUUACCCAGGGUACUAUUUCACCUUCAUCACUGCCAUCCCCAUCACCAUGGCAGCACGAGCUGUACGUAAGUCACUUCGCCACUACUUCCUGGGCUUCAGAGGCUUGAAGCUAGGUUACGACAUUUUAACUUGGGCUGCCACCCAGCUGGCCAUCUGCUACACCGUAAUGCCUUUUCUACUUCUUGCAGUAGAGCCCACUUUGGUUUAUUACAGGUAUGUAAAUCAUCUUAAGUCCUCUCGCCUCUUAAGUCCAAUUCAUGCUUACUGCUUUCGUGGGACCGCGUGGUUACGCGUGACACAAAUUUUGUCAUAGUUCUCGCCAUCUUGUUUUCUAAUGCACAUGAAGAGCGUCGCACGCAGACCCCCGGAUUGUAGUAAGUAUAGAAGUGCUUGCACGUCUGCCCUGCACAUGCAAGUCUGCAGCUAACAGCAUUUGUAUUGAAGUUUGAAUAAAGACGAGAAGGUACAAACAGUGAAAUGUGGUUAUGAGA
Perca flavescens (yellow perch) is the source of this 1824-nucleotide messenger RNA. It is a transcript of the gene mboat1, whose product is annotated as membrane bound O-acyltransferase domain containing 1. Gene Ontology annotation, biological process: lipid modification. Gene Ontology annotation, molecular function: acyltransferase activity. Bases 186 to 1646 code for a protein of 486 amino acids. Gene Ontology annotation, cellular component: membrane. The record is from RefSeq and is a predicted model, not a curated record. NCBI's taxonomy places the organism in Eukaryota, Metazoa, Chordata, Actinopteri, Perciformes, Percidae. The transcript is spliced from 12 exons.